UUUGUAUUUUUGGCGGCGUGGGAAGAGGUGCCCAGGGCUGUUUGUUUUCAGGGCAAGGGCCGGCUGCGCCUGCGCGAGGGCUCCAUGGGGGACCUGAGGAACGUGUUCCGCAAGGCGCCUGUGACGCUGCGGCGCGCUCUGGUCGAGGGGCGGCCGGCGCUGUUGCUCUCUUUCAGCGGGGGCUUCCGCUUUGUGGACGUGCACUACCGCUACCAGUACUCCAUCCCGCUCAUCUCGCACUCCGGCUACGUGCAGGUGACUUUUAUUGUUGAACGAAGGAGGGAAGAAAAGGCACGCUCUGGUGCUGUUUGGUUUGAUCGGCGAUGUAUUAAUUGA
Messenger RNA from Gryllus bimaculatus (two-spotted cricket), 336 nucleotides. The record is from the annotation of a GenBank genome assembly. NCBI's taxonomy places the organism in Eukaryota, Metazoa, Arthropoda, Insecta, Orthoptera, Gryllidae.